AUGUAUCAUUAUAUUGAGGAUUUAGUUCUUGAAGAUGGGCAUCCUUCAUAUUUACAACUGUAUUUCUUCGAUACGGAGCACGAGUUAGAAAAUCGUAUUCAUGAUGCAGAAAGAUUAGAUCCUUCUAUCAUUGCUCGAUUAAUGGAUAUACUUGAGGUUAAUCCAUAUUGUCGCUUCUUUAGAACCCUCAGCAACAUUUCAAGUCUUGAAAAUCAUACAAUUCGUAUAAGAUUAGAUAUUGAUUUAGACCAACGUGUUUACAAUGCUCCGUCGGUAUCGCAAGUAGCAGCUAUAUGGACAGAAACUGACAACUGUACAGAACAAAAAGGUCGAGACAUUAUUGUUUUUAACGAAGCAGGAGGCAGUCAUAUUGUUCAGUAUUAUUUUGGAUGUUAUGAUCCAUUACAAUACCCAUUAUUGUUUCCUUUCGGUGACUCGGGUUGGCACCAGGGAAUCAAAAAAGUAGAAAGAGGAACGAUAUCGUUAAAUGCCCAGGCAUUAGAAUCACACUUUAUUGAACAUUCAAAUAGCGCGGAAGAAUUUCUUCGAAAAGAAGGCCAAGUUUUGAAGAAUAAGAAGAAAGUACCAACGGUUUCAUGUCGUGAAUAUUAUUGUUUCAAAUUACAAAUAAGAAAUAUGUACAUGUCGAUUUUGUUACUAUCUGGUCGUUUGCUGCAACAAUUUGUUGUCGAUAUGUACAUUAAAAUUGAAACGUCAAGACUAGAUUAUUUUUGCUCGAAACAACAUGAGAUUAGAUCAGAUGUGUAUCAAGGUAUUGUAGAUAGUCUUUCAGUUGGAGAAAUUUGCGCAUCCAAUAUUGGAAAACGGAUUAUUCUACCUUCAUCUUUUAUUGGAGGUCCAAGAGAUAUGCGGAAGAGAUAUAUGGAAGCAAUGACAUUAGUUCAACGUUUUGGCAAACCUGAUAUAUUUCUAACCAUGACAUGUAAUCCAAAUUGGGAAGAAAUCUUAGAACAACUAAAUCCACAUGAAGAAGUUCAGAACCGCCCUGAUUUAAUUGCAAGAAUCUUUAGAGCAAAAUUAGAAGAAUUGAAGAUUGAUCUGUUUAAGCGAGAAAUUUUUGGUAAGGUUGCAGCAUAUGUUUAUACCAUCGAAUAUAAAAAAAGAGGUCUACCACAUGUUCAUUUCUUAAUUAUACUUCAGAAAGACUGGAGAAUUUAUGCACCUGAAACUUUUGACGAAAUUGUUUCAGCAGAAAUACCUAACAAAACGAGAAAUUUACAUUUAUAUAAAGUCGUCCUUAGACACAUGAUGCAUGGUCCUUGCGGAAUAUUAAAUCCAGCCAAUAUAUGUAUGGACAAAGACGGCAUCUGUAAGAAUCGAUACCCCAAAGAAUUUACAGCUAAUACAACUGUUGAAACUGAUUGUUUCCCUUCAUACAAACGUUCUAACAAUGGAGUCAUUGCUAGAAUUAGAGGAAAAGAUUUAGACAAUCGGUGGGUUGUUCCAUACAAUCCGUAUCUUGUUUCCAAAUAUAAUUGUCAUAUUAACGUUGAGAUUUGUUGUACAGUUAAAGCUGUUAAAUAUCUAUACAAGUAUAUUUAUAAAGGACAUGAUCGUGUUGCUUUCAAUAUCAUUAGCAAAGAAAAUAACCAACAAAUUGACGAAAUCGAACAAUUUCAAUCGGGAAGAUGGAUUACUCCACCUGAAGCAAUGUGA
Molecule: messenger RNA, 1677 nt
Organism: Carya illinoinensis
Lineage: Eukaryota; Viridiplantae; Streptophyta; Magnoliopsida; Fagales; Juglandaceae
Exons: 2
Coding region: 1-1677 (558 amino acids)
Source: RefSeq, a predicted model, not a curated record